AGAGCACACCGUGUGGAUUACACAGAGGACACAGAGGGAGUUUAGCUUGUCUUCAGCGGAGCGAACAGCCCCACACACACUUUGGCAGCAUGGGGAGCAGCAUGUCAUGUGUCCCCCAGCACAAUUUCAGGUUCUCCAGCAAGAGUUUUAUACGCAGGAACAGCAGUCGCCUGUUUCGCAAGAAGAAUCCUCAAGAAGGACAGGAGAAGUCCAACAGCAUCAUCAAUAUUCUCUGCACUGUCACCCCCAGGAAGGAAAUGUCCCAUAAAGACCUGCAGACAAUAGAGAACAUUAAGUGGGACCCUCCAUUUCCCUAUGAUCCGGCCAGCGGCUGGAAGAAGAGCAGCAUCAAUGUGAAGAACUACGGAAGAAUGAUCCACAGCUCCAAAGUUCGCUUCCGCUUCCUCCACUGCCAGGACGUGCAUGACUGCUACCUGACCGACCUCUUUCAGACACACCUCCAUUUUGUCUCAAACAACACAACGGGGCUCACAUAUCAGGGCACUCUCCCUCUGAAAGAGCUCACUAUCUGCAACCUGCAACAGAACUGCAACCACAGCCAACCCCAGGAAUUUGCCUUCCAGAUUAAUGGUGUCAGCCUUAACCCCAUCAUCGUCUACUGUGCCAGCCAAGAAGAGAUGGACCAAUGGUUUGGCCUGCUAAAAGAAAAUAUUGAGGCCAAUGGGGGAAACGCCACGGCACAUGAAAGCUACACCAGAGUCAAGGCAAAUCAGGAGGAGAUCCCCGAGGGGAGAGAGGAGCUGAGGAACUCUAUCAACAAAGAGCCCAUCUACGAGUGGGAAGGCUCUCAGCGAGACAGUCUGGGGGUUAUUACCUAUGUCACCAAAGUCCGACUGCAGCACCUCCCCAGCCAGGAGCGAAGUGACAGACUCCUGGUGAUGUACCCAGCCACUCUUAUCAUCCUAUCAGAGGAGAACAACGGACUCUUCUACAAGGGGAAACUUCCACUCAACAUGAUUAGUGUGACCACACCCUGUCAAGACGUCAAACCCAACACCUUUAAGAUUGAAGGGAAGCUGAUCAACCCCAUAGUGGUGUCGUGUCUAGAUGAGACCGAGUUCUGUGACUGGAUCCAGCAUUUCAAAGCUGCUGACGUCCCCGUCCUGAGCCCUCCCCCUCCGGUGUAUGACAUCAUCUACACUCCGACGCAAAGAGAGGCUCCACGGUUUGAUAGGUGGAGUGGGAAUAGCCAGGGACUAAGUGAAUCCUCAAAGCUUAGCCAAUCACAGAGUGGACGCGGGUCUUACAACCUUCAGUUCCCCAGACAUGAAGAAAACCCCCUCUCCCCAGGAUAUGCUGAACCCCUAUGUUACAGUUCCAGCCGGCCCCCCUCGGUUGAGACCGCCCGGCUGGGCAGCAGAAGCAACAGCGUGUCGUCUCACACCAGGCCCGAGCGUGACCUUCGACCUUUGUCGCUUCGCUACUCCUCGCCACAGCGCAACUCCUACCUCCUGCCCUCCGAGGGGCCAGUGCUGUCUCAGAUCUACAGCACGCCCUAUUCGGCCCUGCACCGUGCCAGCCCCCAGCACGUGGAGAAAGCCCCCCUCAUCAAGUCCAACAGCUGGGGCACCACCCAGACAUCCUUCAGCUACUCACUCAAUGCCCCCCAGCACCACCCCGACAUGUGCGCCCCCCGUCAGCCCUUGUCACCCCUGUACGAUGAGCCCUGCACUCCAGACAUGUAUGCUCAGGAGGAGCAAAGCGCAAACAGAUCAUUGCAGCAAAGCUGGCACGGCUGGGUGCAGCAGGGCCCCCAGCUCCUACCCUCCUCCUUCCAGCUCCGCACUCCUCCCAUGGGCAGGCGCUGCAGGAGAAGCCUGGUCCUGACCAACACCCAGGGACAGGCUUUGGGCCACGAGAUGGAGAGCCCUCAAAGCCAAGCAGACCAGAGAGCUGAGGCUGUCUCUAGGUUGAAACUACUGCCCGCACCCAACCCAGUGCAAGAGCAGAGGCUCAUCCCGUCAAGCACCGUGAUGAACACCUCUCAGAUGCCAUAUGGUUACUCACCAGAUCACCAUUCGUACCUUGAACCCACAGAGCCAGAUGACCAGGAAAUGGACUAUGACAACAUUUGGGAGUAUGACUGCAAUACAGGGAUGAUUCAGCCCAUGUCUGGAAUUUCACCACACCGGACGGGAUUAGACUUCGGGGCCAGAGGCCUUGGUGCCAUGGCAACCCAGCAGAGAUGGUCAUGAAACAAAACAAUGGGCCGGCACUCGUCUGGACGUGUGCAAACAACAGAUCUCUAUCAGAGGGAUAAUAAAAACCGGCUAUCACACACUGUCUCACUCCUGCAACAUACAGUGUGCUGCACAAAUCCCACGAAUUGAGUUUGUUAGAUCUUGGGUAUUCAAGCAGAGAAAUGCUCAGUGUGGCCAUGAGGAGGAAUGUGCUACUGCCCACAGACAAAAACCAACACACACCAUCAUGAAAGUGAUAGGACUUUACCACUUGAUGAUUUAUACAGUAUGUAGCAUGGAGGAUGCCUGUAAAUUGUACAUAUCGGAGUGCUGAAGAAUGUUAAUUUUGUAGUAUAGCGCUGUGUGACUGAAUUGCCAGUGGACUGUGGACAUGGGUUGGUUGGAUUUUUUGUAUCUUUAUUUAAGACCAUUUUAUUACAUGCCGUCCUGUUUACUGACUGUUGUAAUGCUUUCCCUUUUGUUUCUAAUUAAAGCUGUAAAAAAAUACAUUCCACCAAGGCACAUUACAAUAUAGUAUGUAGUACAUUUCAGUUCAGUUAUCAUUCUGAACCACAUAAAAAGGUAAUAGAUGUGGCUUGAAUGCCCCCAUGCAAUGUGCUAAUACUAGCUACUUCAAAAUACUGACCUUUGUGUGGCUUGGUCCUUUAAAGCUGUUUGAGGUGUUUAUUUAUAUUUGUGAAUAAAACUAA
Messenger RNA from Lampris incognitus (smalleye Pacific opah), 2911 nucleotides. It is a transcript of the gene plekhn1, whose product is annotated as pleckstrin homology domain containing, family N member 1. Gene Ontology annotation, biological process: positive regulation of apoptotic process; response to hypoxia; 3'-UTR-mediated mRNA destabilization. The record is from RefSeq and is a predicted model, not a curated record. Gene Ontology annotation, molecular function: phosphatidylserine binding; phosphatidylinositol phosphate binding; phosphatidic acid binding. Gene Ontology annotation, cellular component: mitochondrial membrane; cytoskeleton. NCBI's taxonomy places the organism in Eukaryota, Metazoa, Chordata, Actinopteri, Lampriformes, Lampridae.